Messenger RNA from Oncorhynchus mykiss (rainbow trout), 2929 nucleotides. RefSeq names its product autophagy related 14 (gene atg14). Lineage: Eukaryota; Metazoa; Chordata; Actinopteri; Salmoniformes; Salmonidae. Gene Ontology annotation, biological process: autophagosome assembly; autophagosome membrane docking; cellular response to starvation. Gene Ontology annotation, cellular component: phosphatidylinositol 3-kinase complex, class III; extrinsic component of omegasome membrane; extrinsic component of phagophore assembly site membrane. The record is from RefSeq and is a predicted model, not a curated record. Gene Ontology annotation, molecular function: phosphatidylinositol 3-kinase regulator activity; protein-membrane adaptor activity.
GCAAAAUAGUCAGCAGUUUGCUGCGGGCUAGCUAACAGCAGCAAUAUAGUCCAUGACUGAACAUAGCUACAUUUCCCGAAAAUGAAGACGGCAUUGCGGUGGUAAAUAUAUACGUAACAUUUACAAUAAGUAGUGAAAACUCAGACUCGAUGCCAGUAGCCAGAAGAGCUAUAAUUUAGCUAGCGCUUGAACCGCAGUUCCAUCAUCAUGGCAUCCUCACUGCGAAGCGAAGUCCGCUCUGGCGAAGGGACUUUGGGAGCGCUGCCCGGGGCUCGGCCACAGCUUCGCUCGCACCUCCUACACGCCACAAACACCACAGGUUCCCCUGGGUCUCAAAUGGUGGAGUCUGUGGACGAUGCGGAGGGUUUGUAUGUCGCCGUGGAGCGAUGUCCUCUCUGCAACACCGCCAGGCGCAGGCUGACGUGCGCCCGAUGCAUCCAUGCAGGCGAUUUUAUAUACUUCGACGGUAGAAACCCUGAACGAUACACUGACAAAUUGGAAAGACUUAAAAUGCUGAAGGUGGAGAAAGAACGUUUCCAACACAUGGUCAUUACAGCCAUGGACAAGAAAGUCCAGGCAGAUCAGCUGAAAUGGAAGAUCAUGUCAUGCAAGAUGAAAAUAGAGCAGCUGAAGGAGGCUAUUGGUUGUGGGAAUGAAGAGGUGAAAAGUGGUAAGGACCUGCUGCUUCGCUCCCAAGAGGAGAGCCAGAGGCUGCAGCGGCGGGCCAGCCGCCAUCAGGAGAAGAGGGACAAGAUAGAGAGACACAACCUGCGGCUGGGAGAGCUGCUGGAGAAGAGGGGCAAGGAGCUGCAGGGUCGUCUGGAGCACCUGGCUGAGGUCCGCAGAGGACACAUCCUGGAGCUCACCGCUCACAUCUUCCCCACACAGGAGGAGAAACAGGGUAGCAGGGACCCAGCAGACGUGUUGUCGGAGUGUGACUUGGUCCUGACCUCCAGCACAGUGAGUGAGUUAGCUGAGGCCCGCCGCACCACCUACCUGUCAGGGCGCUGGGUCUGGGAUGACCAGAAUGGAGAGACCUCUAUUAGCAUCACUGGACCCAGGGUCACGCUGCCCAGCAACGGGGACUGCUCCCCCUAUUACAGCUGGGUGGAGGAGAAGAGCACCAACGAGGGGCCCGAGUUGGACCACAUCAACCCAGCCCACACCAUCAGUGCAGCCCUCUGUUUUGCUACCCAGCUCAUCAACAUCCUCUCUCACAUCCUGGAUGUCAAUCUGCCCAAGAAGUUGUGUAACAGUGAGUUCUGUGGUGACAGCCUGAGCAGGUACAGGUUCACCCGGGCUGUCACCAAGCUCAACACCAACAUCCUUCACCUCUGCUUCUCACAGCAUGUUGAGAGUGAGCUGCUGCACCCUCACCACACCCUGAGGAACAUCAUGUUCCUUGUCUCUCCUGACAACAAAAACCUGGGCAGGACGGGUCCGUACGAGGUGACUGCUGACCUGGAGGACUCCAUGGAGUUUGUUGAGCCGGAGGCGGCCGGCCCGGCAGAGGAAAGCGGAGAUGAGAUGGUGACGGAUGAGGAGACAGACCUGGGGACAGACUGGGAAACGGUCCCCAGCCCGCGCUUCUGUGACAUCCCCUCCCAACCCAUGGAUCUGUCCCAGAGCACGGCCAUGCAGGUGUCCCAGCCCGUGGGCCAGGCCGGGGGCAUGAUCUCCUCAGCAGCAGCAUCCGUCACCUCCUGGUUUCGGGCCUACACCGGCCAGCGCUGAGGGAGGCUGGGGACUCACUGGCCAGGGUCGUAUAUAUUAGAGCACACUAGAAAAACGUUUUGCAACGUAGAAUAAAAACAAGUUUGUUUUUUUAUUGAACAAGUUCAGGUAGUGUUUCAGUCCGUUUGGUGUCUAAUGAAUGCACCCCAGGACUGGCUGGAGCUAUGCAGCACUGCCACUGACCACCACACAGAGACUGUUCUGUUCUGGCCUAGGCCUGUAAUCAGCCUGCAGUCCUGGUCCCACUACCACCAAGAAGGGAUAUUUGUUUUUACUAAAUUGCAUGACUGAAUCCCUGUGGGAGGAAGGGGAAUGUAUCGCUCACUUUCUUAUGGAGGAGAAUGUUGUCAUUGACAACAGUGAUUUUUCUGGUAAAAAUGGUUAUAGUGCGAAAGACUGUCGCUUGGAACGGGUGUUAUUCAAAGAGUAGUCUCUCUCACAACUCUCGGCCAUCUGCACGCUCCAUCCCAGUUGUUGUGAGAAGACAAUUUAAAGAGAGACGGGAGCUUCUGUUGCUUUCCUGUGUACCCAUUUAUAUUGUCGGUUCUUAAUGUUUCUUUACUACAUCCCAAAUGGUACCCUAUGCCUUAUAUAGUGCACAACGUUUGACCAGAGCCCUAUGGGCCUUGGUCAAAAGUAGUGCACUUCAUAGGGACUAGGGUGCCAUUUGGGACAUAACCUUCCUUCCUGCUGCAUUAUAACAAAAUGGUUUGUGUAAGGAUUGUGUUUUGAAGACUGACGAAUGCCAAACAAGGGGCAUGACCUUAGUUAUUCUCACUAAAUGAUGGCAUGGCACUUUCUUUGUUUUACUUCAAAUGCUGUUUAAUUACCAGGUGUGUGUGUGGUGGUGGUGGUGGUGGGGGGGACAAACUUGACUGCAGCAGUUCAAUGUUGGGGAGAGAGAUGAACUAGUGGCAUUUGUUUUCCUCAGAAGGGUAGAUUUAUACUAUUUAUAGUAACGUGGGUGCCUAAAACCUCAUUGGUGUGUUUUGUGGGUCUUUAUACAGGUGAUUCGAACAGUGACAUAGGUGGCUUAAAUGAUAGGAUAGGACACAAUACAGUUGUGGUCUGAAGUUCACAUACACCUUAGCCAAAUACAUUUAAACUCAGUUUUUCACAAUUCCUGACAUUUAAUCCUAGUAAAAAUUCCCCGUCUUAGGUUAGUUAGGAUCACCACUUUAUUUUAAGAAUGUGA